AUGGCGACACCACCCAAAAAGAAGAGAGUCUCUGAGCUCUAUCAGAAAUUGACUCAAUUAGAGCAUAUUAUCAAGCGACCCGACACCUACAUCGGCUCCGUUGAGCGCACCGAGAAGCAACUAUGGGUCUACAACAGCGAGAAGGAGAGCAUGGAGUUCCGCGAGGUCUCCUAUGUCCCUGGUAUCUUCAAGAUCUUCGACGAAAUCCUGGUCAAUGCCGCCGACAACAAGGCAAAUGACAAGAAUAUGGAUGAACUCAAAGUCACCAUCGACCGAGAAAAAGGCGAAAUCAGUGUCUGGAACAAUGGUCGCGGUAUUCCAAUUGAGAUCCACUCCAAGGAGAAGAUCUACAUCCCUGAGAUGAUUUUCGGCCAUCUCCUCACCGGUUCGAACUACGACGAUGACCAGGCCAAGGUUACUGGUGGUAGGAAUGGCUACGGCGCCAAACUCUGCAACAUCUUUAGCACCCAAUUUAUUGUCGAGACUGCGGACGCUAGACAGAAGAAGAAAUACAAACAAACAUGGACCAACAACAUGUCAGAGAUGGGUAAAGCAAAAAUCACAGAUCACAAGGGCGAGGAUUACACCAAAGUCACAUUCUAUCCAGAUUUCGCAAAGUUUGGAAUGACCGGGAUUGAUGAUGAUCUGGAAGCACUCUUCAAGCGUCGUGUUUACGAUCUUGCGGGCACGUGCAAAGGCGUGGCUGUCAAACUCAAUGGCAUGCGCGUUCCUGCGCGCAACUUCAAGAAGUACAUUGAGAUGUAUACCAAGGCCAUCAAGAAGGAGAGAGGCGAAGAAGCAGCAAAUGACGCUUCUGAGAUCAUCACCGAGUCAACUGAUCCCCGUUGGGAGAUUGGCUUCACAGUUUCCGACGGCUCUUUCCAACAAGUUUCCUUUGUCAAUUCGAUAGCCACAACCUCUGGGGGUACGCAUGUCAACUACAUCACCGAUCAAAUCGUGGCACGCCUGACGGAUAUUGUCAAGAAGAAAAACAAGGUUGGUGCAGCUAUGAAGCCGAAUCAGAUUCGCAACCACAUCUUUCUCUUCGUGAAUGCUCAGAUCGUCAACCCGGCAUUCACAUCGCAAACCAAAGAGCAGCUGACCACCAAAGCGUCCCAAUUUGGUAGCAAAUGUCAAAUAUCGGAUGAUUUCAUGAAGAAAAUUGUAAAAACAGAGGUCAUUAACAAUAUCCUCACUUUUGCACAGGCGAAAGCCGACCAAAUUCUCAAGAAAUCCGAUGGCAGCAAGCGAAGUCGAAUGACCAACCCAAAGCUGGUCGAUGCGAACAAGGCUGGAACGAAGGAAGGGUACAAGUGUACUCUCAUCCUUACCGAAGGUGACUCAGCAAAGGGUUUAGCCAUGGCAGGUCGGUCCGUGGUCGGUCCUGAUCUAUUCGGCGUAUUUCCACUUCGAGGAAAGCUGCUGAAUGUUCGUGAUGCCUCCGUCGAGCAGAUUUCGAAGAACGCCGAAAUCCAAAACAUCAAGACCUUCCUUGGGCUGCAACAUAAGAAGGUCUACACUGACACUCAAGGGCUUCGAUAUGGUUCUUUGAUGAUCAUGACAGAUCAGGAUCAUGAUGGCAGUCAUAUCAAAGGUCUCUUGAUCAAUUUCCUCCAGGUACAAUUCCCUAGCUUACUCAAAAUUCCCAAUUUCCUGGUGGAAUUCAUCACUCCGAUCGUCAAAGUUUGGAAAGGCGAUAUCAAGAAUCCGUCAUGGUCAAAAGCCUUCUACACCCUGCCUGAGUAUGAAACAUGGAAAGAGGCACACAAGCAUGACAAGAAAAAACCGGACCAUAAGUAUCUGAAAGGAUUGGGCUCUUCCACCAACGAAGAUGCACAGCAGUAUUUCAACGACAUUGACCGACAUCACAAGGAAUUCGAAACCAUGAAGGAUGAGGAAUCAGCCUUGCUUGAGCUGGCAUUUUCGAAGAAGAAGGCAGACGAACGAAAGGAGUGGCUCCGCCAAUUCAAGCCUGGCACCUACCUUGAUAUGUCCAUCAACAAGAUCUCGUACACGGAUUUCGUCAACAAGGAAUUGAUUCUUUUCAGCAUGGCAGACAAUAUCAGAUCCAUUCCAUCCGUGGUAGAUGGUCUAAAACCUGGUCAGCGAAAAGUGAUGUAUGCCUGCUUGAAGAAAAACCUCAAAAAGGAUGUCAAGGUCGCAGAGCUUACGGGUGUGAUUGGAGGAAUGACAGCAUAUCAUCAUGGUGAAGCAUCUCUACAGGGGACAAUCGUCGGUCUAGCACAAAAUUUUGUGGGUUCCAACAAUGUGAACUUACUAGAGCCGUCUGGUCAGUUCGGUACUCGAAAUCAGGGUGGCAGUGAUUCGGCCAGCGCUCGAUACAUCCACACCCGUCUUUCUCCUUUUGCCCGGAAGCUAUUCCAUCCAGCGGACGACCCCCUUCUUAAGUCUCAGACAGAUGAUGACAAAAUCAUCGAACCCGAACUCUAUGUACCCGUUCUUCCUAUGGUUCUCGUGAACGGUGCAGAUGGUAUUGGAACUGGGUGGAGUUCUUCCAUCCCAAAUUACAAUCCAGAAGAUAUUGUCGCAAAUUUGAAACGCAGAAUGAACGGAGAGGAAUGGCUGCCUAUGGUUCCAUGGUUUCGAGGAUUCAAAGGCGAAGUCAAAUCAACUGCCCCAGACAGAUUCCAGUUCAGUGGAAUUAUUCAUCAGACUGGCGAUACCGAGGUUGAAAUCACUGAACUACCAGUGCGCACCUGGACUCAAGAUUUCAAGGACAAGCUAGAAGAGAUCAUCAAGGCAGAGAAGGUGCCUUCUUUCAUCAAGGAUUACAAGGACUAUAACACCCAUGACGCCGUUCACUUCGUCAUUCAGAUGGAUGAGAAGCAUAUGGCAAAGGCUGUCGAGGAAGGUUUGAUCGAGAAAUUCAAACUCACCAAGUCGAUCGCAACCUCAAACUUGGUGGCAUUUGAUCCUCAGGGGCGUAUCACGAAAUACGCGAAUGUAGAAGCAAUCAUGGAUGAAUUCUACAGCUACCGUCUUCAGAUGUAUGCCAAGCGAAAGGAAUGGUUGUUAAAUGAUCUCCAACGAGAGUUGAGUCGUCUCACCAACCAAGCCAGAUUCAUCCAAAUGAUCAUCGAUGGAAAAUUGGUAAUCUCAAAGAAAAAGAAGGCAGUCUUGAUUACGGAACUUCAGAAACUCGGAUUUACUCCGUUCCCGAAGAUCAAGGAUGCUGAAGAGAGCGGAGAGCUAGAGCCCGUGGUCGAAGAGGAAAUCGACGAGAGCGAUGAUGACUCCAUUGAUGCAAGUGCCUAUGACUAUCUUCUUGGUAUGGCUCUUUGGUCAUUGACUCAGGAACGUGUGGAAAAAGUGCGACGUCAAAUAGCAGACAAAGAACAAGAAGUUGAUGUCUUGAUGAAGAAAUCUAAGGAAGACCUAUGGAUAGCUGAUCUGGACGAUUUCGUUGCCGAAUGGAAAUUCCAGCUCGAAGAUGAGCACAAUCGCAAACGCAAUAUCCGCAAGGGAAGACGAGUCUCCAAGAAGUUUGCAACUGCAGCAAACUCAAAAGCUACUGUCAAGAAGCGAAAGGGACUUGGAGACGCAUUCGACGACUCUGAAUUCGAAGAGUUUGCACCAAAAGCAAAAAAGAGAGCUCCUGCUCCCAAGCCAGUCCAGCGGGCCAUUACUGCGUAUACGGCACCCAAGUCAAAUGCUCUUAAGAACGCUAUGGAACAACGCAAACUCUAUACCGAUGGGCCAACUGAUUCGGCGGCAGAGUCAGAGUCAAUUGCGAAGGAGAUCAUCGAGUUGCCCGAAAAGGCUCCAAAACCAGUGGCAAGAGGUGGGCGAGGCAAGAAGCCUACUAAGUAUACCAUCGACAGUGACUCUGAAAGCGAUUUCAACAACUCCACAGAUGGAUUCGAAGAUGAAUCAAAGAAGAGUACCAAGUCAAACUCUGUAGACUUGUCCGAUUUGGACGAAGUCAUUUCUAAGCCUAGGCCGCGAGCAGUAGCCAUCCGCAAGCAGCCCCAGCUUGACGAUGAUCUUGACAGCGAUUUGGACCGGACUGCUACUGCCCCCAAGUCUCAUGACAAUGUUGAAGACGUCACCAAUGUUAUGGACGCGUCGGAUGUGGAUGAGGAAGUUAUUCCUAAGCCCAAGAGCCGUGCUGCGCGUCCAGUUGCGAAGAAGCCUGCCAAAGCAAUAAUUUCUGAUGAUGAAGACGAGACAGAACUACCACCAAAGACCAAUGGCAAGACAUCUGAUGUUGACAUGUCAGACGCUGACGAAGUUAUCCUCAAACCAAAGAGUCGAGCUGCUCGACCGGCUGCUAGGAAGCCUGUUCAAGCUCUCAUUUCGGACGACGAGGAUGAAACUGAAAAUCCACCUAUGACCAAUGGCAAUGCAUCUGAUAUGUCUGAUUUCGACGAAGUUAUUCCCAAGCCAAAGAGUCGAGGUGCACGCACCGCUCCCAAGAAGGCUGCAAAGCCGGCGGAUUCAGAUAUGGAUGAUGACGAUGAUAUCGCAGUCAAUACCAAAUCGAAGCCUUCUGCAGCUGAUGAAUCUGAUUUCGAAGAAGUUAUACCCAAGCCCAAGGCACGAGCCACAAAAGCCCCCACCAAGAAAGCCACCAAGGCGACCAAAGCCAAGAACGAUAGUGAUGAUGAUGAUGUCGUCACUAAGCCUGCUCCAAAGAAGACAACCAAAAAGAAAGCGGUCGAACAGUCUGACGCAGACGAACCUGUCACAAAGCCGAAGGCUCGAGCUCCUCGUGCAAAUGCGAAGAAGACUCCCGCAUAUACUUUGGAUACCGAUAGUGACAAUGGGGAUGACUUGCUGGCUGAUCUUGGUGACAUGGUCAAGGGAUUGCCAAAGACUGCGCUGAAGGAUACGCAACCCAAAGAGAAAAAGCCGGUGGCAAAGAAACCUGUGGCUGCAGCAAAGAAGCUUGAACAAUCACCUAUUGCCAAAGCCUAUGCAAAGCGUCUGGCGAAGAAGAAGGUGGUUGAAUCAGACGAUGACAUGGAUAUGACAUUUUGA
Molecule: messenger RNA, 5001 nt
Organism: Exophiala bonariae
Lineage: Eukaryota; Fungi; Ascomycota; Eurotiomycetes; Chaetothyriales; Herpotrichiellaceae
Gene: TOP2
Product: DNA topoisomerase 2
Exons: 1
Coding region: 1-5001 (1666 amino acids)
Biological process (GO): DNA topological change; sister chromatid segregation; resolution of meiotic recombination intermediates
Cellular component (GO): nucleus
Molecular function (GO): DNA binding; ATP binding; DNA topoisomerase type II (double strand cut, ATP-hydrolyzing) activity
Source: RefSeq, a predicted model, not a curated record